Messenger RNA from Trichosurus vulpecula (common brushtail), 1311 nucleotides. Its product is annotated as serine/threonine-protein kinase PAK 4-like. Gene Ontology annotation, molecular function: ATP binding; protein serine/threonine kinase activity. The record is from RefSeq and is a predicted model, not a curated record. NCBI's taxonomy places the organism in Eukaryota, Metazoa, Chordata, Mammalia, Diprotodontia, Phalangeridae. The transcript has a single exon. Gene Ontology annotation, biological process: protein phosphorylation.
AUGUUUCGGAAGAAGAAGAAGUGGCUGGAGAUCUUGGCCCCCUCCAACUUCGAGCACUGUGUGCACACGGGCUUUGACCAACAGGAGCAGAAGUUCACCGGGCUCCCUCGGCAAUGGCAGGGGCUUAUUGAGGAGUCAGCCCGGCAGCCCAAGCCCCUCAUCGACCCUGCCUGCAUCACCGCCAUCCAGCAUGGAGCCCCUAAGGGAGAGCCCCAUAAUCCUGCCCCUAAUGGUCCCUCCUCCGGAGGCCUCCCUCCACACUCCUCCGCCAAGCCACUGCCCCGUGCUGCCCGGGGUCCAGAGCCUGCCUCUGCCCCGGGGACCCUGAGUCCCCAUGCUUCAGAACCCCAGCUGGCCUCUCGUGCGCUCCCUCCUCCUUCAGCCCAGCUGGCCAUGCCCCCAUGUGGAUUCUACUCACCCCAGAGGGAGCCCCAGAGGGUGUCCCAUGAACAGUUCCAAGCCGUGCUGCAUCUUGUGGUGGACCCUCGGUCCUACCUGGACAACUUUAUCAAGACUGGCGAGGGCUCCACGGGUAUCGUGUGUAUCGCCACAAUCUGAAGCAGCGGUAAGCUGGUUGCUUUGAAGAAGAUGGAUCUUCGGAAGCAGCAGCGACGGGAGCUGCUCUUCAAUGAGGUGGUCAUCAUGCGGGAUUAUCAGCACAAAAAUGUGGUAGAGAUGUACAACAGCUACCUGGUUGGGGAUGAGCUCUGGGUGGUCUUAGAGUUCCUGGAAGGGGGUGCCCUCACGGACAUCGUCACCCACACCAGGAUGAAUGAAGAACAGACUGCCGCUGUGUGCCUCACUGUCCUGAAAGCUUUGUCUGUGCUCCAUGCCCAGGGCAUGAUCCACUGGGACAUCAAAAGCGACUCAAUCCUGCUGACCCAUGAUGGGCGGGUGAAGCUCUCUGACUUUGGCUUCUGUGCCCAGGUGAACAAAGAGGUGCCCAGGAGGAAGUCCCUGGUGGGCACUCCCUACUGGAUGGCUCCCAAGCUCAUCUCCUGCCUGCCCUAUGGGCCGGAGGUGGACAUAUGGUCCCUUGGAGUGAUGGUCAUUGAGAUGGUAGAUGGGAAGCCCCCGUAUUUCAAUGAGCCGUGGUUGAAAGCUAUGAAGAUGAUCUGGGACAACCUGCUCCCCAAGCAGAAAAACGUACACAAGGUUUCCCCCUCCCUGAAGGGCUUCCUGGAUCGCCUGCUGGUGCAGGACCCUGCGCAGAGAGCCACGGACAGUGUACUGUUGAAGCACCCUUUCCUGGGCAAGGCAGGCCCACCAGCCAGCAUCUUCCCCCUCAGGCAUCAGAAUCACAUGAGAUGA